Glarea lozoyensis ATCC 20868 is the source of this 1155-nucleotide messenger RNA. RefSeq names its product P-loop containing nucleoside triphosphate hydrolase. The record is from RefSeq and is a predicted model, not a curated record. The coding region runs from base 1 to 1155 and encodes 384 amino acids. Gene Ontology annotation, cellular component: cytoplasm. The transcript has 5 exons. Lineage: Eukaryota; Fungi; Ascomycota; Leotiomycetes; Helotiales; Helotiaceae.
AUGGACUCUGAGGACGAUGAGCUUCCCCCUACUCUGGUAGACGUAGGAGAAGUAGAAAAUACAAAAGAAGAGAAACCAAGAAAAGUGCCUAUUACCAUUGUUACAGGAUAUUUGGGUGCGGGCAAAACCACAUUGAUGAACUAUAUCUUGACCGAGCAACAUGGGAAAAAGAUCGCAGUAAUUCUUAACGGCGAAUAUGUAGCUGCCGACAUCGAAAAGACUUUAACCGUGAACACUGGUGGAGAAGAAGUCCAGGAAUGGCUUGACGUUGGAAAUGGAUGCAUUUGCUGUUCUGUGAAAGACCAAGGAGUAAACGCCAUUGAAUCACUAAUGGAAAAGAAAGGUGCAUUCGAUUACAUACUACUCGAAACUACUGGCCUAGCAGAUCCCGGAAAUAUUGCUCCCUUAUUUUGGGUUGACGAGGGACUUGGUAGCACUAUUUACCUUGACGGAAUUGUGACACUAGUUGACGCAAAGAAUAUUCUGAAGAGUUUAGAUGAGCCUGCGCAAGAAGAACUUCCCACGGAAGGACACGAGGUUCACGAUGGUCACUCUGGACCUUUGAUGAGCACGGCACACUUACAAAUCUCCCAUGCUGAUGUUAUUGUAUUGAACAAAUCGGAUCUUGUCAACGAGCAAGAGCUGCAAGCAGUCCGAGAACGUGUCGAGGCCAUUAAUGGAUUGGCUAAGAUUCAUGUUACAGAGCAAGGAAAGGUUCCAAACCUGGAAGGCUUCUUACUUGAUCUUCAUGCUUAUGAUAGUGUCGGAUCUUUGAAUAUAUCUGAAAAGGGACAUAGUCAUCUCGAUCCAACGAUAACAACCAUAACGCUUACUACACCAGUAUUAACAGCCGACCAGAUACCAAACCUUGACGCCUGGUUGAGAUCAAUCCUUUGGGACUCAAAACUACCAUCCCUAGAAUCAUGUACCUCAGAGGACAACUCUAGUUAUGAGAUUCAUCGCUUAAAAGCAAAGUUGCCCCUGUCGAAUGGCGAAAUGAAAAUUGUACAAGGUGUACGAGAUAUUUUUGAGAUUCUAGAUGCGCCAAACAGCUCGUCUGGAAACGAAUCUGAAGGCAAGAUCGUUUUGAUAGGAAAGGGUCUGACGGGGAAAGCUUUCCAGGAGAGUUUCCUGGCCACUAUCAAGGGUCUCUGA